GCAAUUACCCAGAAGAUGACGCCAUCGUCUGUCUUCCCUAGUGAAGGAGUGUUUCCAUUCCACCCUCUUACAUUGGUUGAACCUGCCUGCACUCCAGUCUCCAUUCCCUCAUACCAUCAUUUGGUGGCGCUCUCCAUCCUGAGCGCGCCGGUGACGUCAGAGGCAGAGCGUGCAGCGGCAUCUCCUCUUGGUAUAAAGCUGGUGUCCGGCAUCGCGCCAUUUUGCGUUUCCAAGAGAAGACCGAAGGAGGCGGUGACGAGGCAAGGACGUGUUUUCGCUAUUACGCGAAUAAAAUCUUUAAGUUGGUCCAAAUUCAAAACAUUGUUGACAGUUCAAAUGGGAGAUCCCAGUGUGCACAGAGACUGCCCUCUUGACUGCAAAGUCUAUGUAGGCAAUUUGGGCAGUAGCGGUAACAAGACUGAACUGGAGCGUUCAUUUGGGUACUACGGCCCCUUGCGCAGUGUAUGGGUUGCCAGGAACCCCCCUGGUUUUGCCUUUGUUGAGUUUGAGGACCCCCGUGAUGCAACAGAUGCUGUCCGUGAACUCAAUGGAAGGACGCUCUGUGGGUGCCGUGUCCGGGUGGAACUGUCCACUGGGGAGAAACGCUCUUGGAACAGGGGGCCGCCCCCUUCAUGGAGCCGCCGUCCUCGGGAUGACUACCGUCGGCGCAGCCCCCCCGCACGCCGGAGAUCUCCACGUAGGAGGAGCGGCAGCCGCAGUCGCAGCCGAUCUCUCUCCAGAGACAGGAGGAGGGAUAGAUCCUUCUCUCGUGACAGGAACCAUAAGCCGUCGCGUUCAUUCUCCAGAUCUCGCAGUCGUUCCAGGUCUAAUGACAGAGUACGAAGAACCUGAAAGCGUCGUCUGAACUUGCUUGAUCAUACUUUAAGAUUUAUAUGGACUAUGAGCUCUAUAAUGUCCCUUUUCAGCAGCUUUUCCUGUGUUGUGCAAGGCGACCAAUUCCAACAGUGUAUGCGAGUUUGUGAUAUGCCGACGAUUUGUACAAAUGUGUUCAGUUCUUGUAAAGUCCGAUGAGCACUGUGCCCUCACCAAGCCUAUCUGGACAUUGGGCUCUUAAGUACCUGAGGGAGGGUGAUACUGUUGGCAUGUUUGGAGUGCCAUGUGUGCUGUGAUGCUCCCUUUUUUAUUUUGUUUUCCCUUUUCCACCUGUCUUUUGAAUUAAAUUUGUUUGUAGAAA
Molecule: messenger RNA, 1195 nt
Organism: Brienomyrus brachyistius
Lineage: Eukaryota; Metazoa; Chordata; Actinopteri; Osteoglossiformes; Mormyridae
Product: serine/arginine-rich splicing factor 3-like
Exons: 9
Coding region: 16-852 (278 amino acids)
Biological process (GO): mRNA splicing, via spliceosome
Cellular component (GO): nuclear speck
Molecular function (GO): RNA binding
Source: RefSeq, a predicted model, not a curated record